AGUACACAGUAAACACAGACAGACUUGUUAUUGCCGAAACCAAAACCUCCCUUCUCUCUAAAACCUUAUCCUCCUCCGCCAUGGCCGCCUUCUCCGCCAACGGUCAUCUCAUCCCGGCGGCGACUAGCUCCGGCGCCGCAACUUCACUCUCCUCCCGCCGGAAAUUCACCUCCUCCUCUUCACGCGCCCCGCGCCUCCCGACACCGUCCCCUCGCACCCCAUCCUUGAAAUGCUGCAGCAGCUUACCUACUCGAGACACAGAGCCAUCGUCGAAGAAUUCUAUCCUUAAUUCACUGAAGAAGCCUCUAGCCGUCGCAUCCGCCUCCUCUGCCAUUUCCUUCCUUCUCCUCCGAACCUCGCCUCUCAUCUCGAUCCUGACCGGCGGCGGCGGAGGAGACAAUGGAAAUUUCGGAGGUUUUGGGGGAGGAGGUGGCGGUGGCGGCGGAGAUGGAAAUGACGGUGGAUUCUGGAGGGAAUUGUUUUCUCCUGCGGUGGCCGUUGCGGAUGAAGAACAGUCGCCGGAUUGGGAUUCUCAUGGGUUACCAGCGAACAUCGUGGUACAGUUGAACAAGCUUAGUGGUUUCAAAAAGUACAAGAUCUCUGAGAUACUCUUCUUUGACCGACGGAGACAAACCACUGUUGGCACGGAGGAUUCUUUCUUCGAGAUGGUCUCGAUCCGACCAGGCGGUGUGUACACUAAAGCCCAGUUGCAGAAGGAGCUCGAAACCCUAGCUACUUGCGGAAUGUUUGAGAGAGUCGAGAUGGAAGGGAAGACGAAGCCCGAUGGAACCCUAGGUGUCACAAUCUCCUUCACGGAGAGCACAUGGCAAUCAGCGGAGAGGUUUCGAUGCAUCAACGUGGGGCUAAUGCCUCAGUCGAAGGCGAUAGAGAUGGAUCCGGACAUGACGGAUAAGGAGAAAAUGGAAUACUACAGGAGCCAGGAAAAGGACUACAAGCGGAGGAUUGACCGGGCAAGGCCGUGUUUGCUUCCCGGAGAGAUUCACGGCGAGGUUCUGCAGAUGCUGAGGGAACAAGGGAAAGUCAGUGCGAGGCUGCUUCAGAGGAUUAGGGACCGAGUUCAGAAAUGGUACCACGAUGAAGGGUACGCUUGUGCCCAGGUCGUGAAUUUUGGGAAUCUGAACACAAAGGAGGUUGUUUGUGAAGUUGUGGAAGGAGACAUAACUCAGCUGGUUAUCCAGUUCCAAGAUAAGCUCAGUAAUGUGGUUGAGGGUAAUACCCAGACUCCUGUCGUGCGCAGGGAAUUGCCCAAACAGCUCCGCCAGGGAUAUGUUUUCAACAUUGAAGCUGGCAAACAAGCACUCAGGAACAUUAACUCCUUGGGACUGUUCUCCAAUAUCGAAGUCAAUCCACGUCCAGAUGAGAAAAAUGAAGGGGGAAUUAUCGUGGAGAUCAAGCUUAAGGAGUUAGAACAGAAAUCGGCCGAAGUCAGUACAGAAUGGAGUAUUGUCCCUGGGCGUGGAGGAACUCCUACGCUGGCUUCAUUGCAACCAGGAGGGUCUGUUACUUUCGAACAUCGGAACAUCCAGGGUCUAAAUAGGUCUAUCAUGGGUUCAAUAACCACUAGCAACUUCUUAAAUCCUCAGGAUGAUCUUUCAUUUAAGCUUGAGUAUGUCCACCCAUACUUGGAUGGUGUUUACAAUCCUCGUAACCGAACCUUCAAGACGAGCUGCUUUAACAGCCGGAAACUUAGCCCGGUAUUCACUGGAGGACCAGGUGUUGAGGAAGUGCCUCCUAUUUGGGUUGAUCGAGCUGGUGUCAAAGCUAAUAUAACCGAGAAUUUCACCCGCCAGAGUAAGUUCACAUAUGGAAUCGUGAUGGAAGAGAUAACAACUCGGGAUGAAAGCAGUCAUAUUGCUGCAAAUGGUCAGAGAUUGUUGCCUAGCGGAGGAAUCAGUGCGGAUGGACCUCCAACAACUCUCAGCGGUACUGGUAUUGAUCGUAUGGCCUUUCUUCAAGCCAAUAUCACCCGUGACAAUACCAAGUUUGUGAAUGGGGCUGUUGUUGGGGAGAGGAAUGUCUUUCAGGUGGAUCAAGGGCUGGGUAUCGGGAGCAAUUUCCCGUUCUUCAACCGUCACCAGCUGACAAUGACGAGAUUCAUACAGCUGAAGGAAGUAGAAGAAGGAGCAGGUAAGCCAUCGCCACCGGUGCUAGUCCUUCACGGGCAUUAUGGGGGAUGCGUAGGUGACCUCCCGAGCUAUGAUGCAUUUGUCCUCGGUGGCCCAUACUCUGUCCGGGGUUACAACAUGGGCGAGCUUGGUGCUGCCAGAAACAUCCUCGAGGUGGGAGCAGAGAUAAGAAUACCGGUGAAGAGCACGCAUGUGUAUGCAUUUGCGGAGCAUGGGAACGACCUGGGGAGCUCAAAGGACGUGAAGGGGAACCCGACGGCAGUGUACAGGAGGAUGGGGUAUGGUUCAUCGUACGGAGUGGGACUGAAACUUGGACUGGUUAGAGCGGAGUAUGCGGUUGAUCACAACAGUGGUACGGGUGCUGUCUUCUUCCGGUUUGGCGAGAGGUAUUAGAGACGAUGGAACUUAUUCAAAGGUAAGAGCUUUGACUUGAUGUGUGGAUUUGAUGGAAUGCGGCCAUUGAGAAAGAACACCUCUUUUUAGUUUUUUUGGUUAAGGCAGAGCAGCGUUUUAUAUCAUCACCCUCUUUCUCAUCAGAGACUGGUUGUGAGUUCAGAGUUUGCGGUCUGGUUACUUACAUAUCAUCCUUUCUCUUCUUAUUAAUAAGUUUUCUUUUAUGUGC
Molecule: messenger RNA, 2769 nt
Organism: Tarenaya hassleriana
Lineage: Eukaryota; Viridiplantae; Streptophyta; Magnoliopsida; Brassicales; Cleomaceae
Product: protein TOC75-3, chloroplastic
Exons: 7
Coding region: 81-2540 (819 amino acids)
Biological process (GO): protein import into chloroplast stroma; chloroplast organization
Cellular component (GO): chloroplast outer membrane
Molecular function (GO): protein-transporting ATPase activity
Source: RefSeq, a predicted model, not a curated record